Molecule: messenger RNA, 786 nt
Organism: Hypoxylon trugodes
Lineage: Eukaryota; Fungi; Ascomycota; Sordariomycetes; Xylariales; Hypoxylaceae
Exons: 1
Coding region: 409-750 (113 amino acids)
Source: RefSeq, a predicted model, not a curated record
CGCUUGGAAAAUAUUCAAAAUAUAUAGAUAGUAUGGGAUACAGUGAUGAUAUUCAAUAAUCAGAGGGUCAUGGAACAUACCCUUACUAGCGCGGCACCGUACGCUCAUCGGACACCCAUAGAUUAGUGCCUUUUAUUCUUGACACUGCCUUCAUGUGAGGUAUACUUACGAUACUUUAGAUGUCAGUUCGUCGUUCAUAUAAACCACCAAAAACCCCCGAGUCUCUCAAUCGCUCGAAUAGACCCGUCGAAACCGAUAUUUCCUCUUUUACUACUUUACUCCAGCCAUUUGGCUUUUCUUCUAAUAUAUUAAAUAGCGUUUACAAUUUGCUACUGUAAAAGUAGUUUCGUCAUUUCAUGCAACAAGGAUAAACCUUUAUACCAACCAAUCAAACCUCGGCGGAUUUUAAUGGCGCUAACAACCGAUAACAUUAUCAACAUUGUGGCUUUAGUAAUUAUGAGUGUUCCUGGGUUGUGGCUCAUACUCAAAUUCAUCCAGCGGCAAUGGGAUCGGAUUCGUCAUGUAGCUAGGGCAGAUACAUUAUUACCUAUAACUAGCCCCCAGCGCCAGUCAAUUCAUUUCCCAGAUGCGGAACAUCCCGCAUCUGCCAGCUCACCCACAAUCUACUCUUCUAUGGCUAGACGUUCGACGCCUACCCAGGCUAACGACAAUACAUUCGAAUUGAGGGACAUACCCCCCCAAUACGUGAGUUCACGAUCGUCAAAAUGUCCACUCAUGGCCAUAUGCUAAAAUUCCUGGAAAGCAGAUGAUGGGCGGACAUGAAGU